Sesamum indicum (sesame) is the source of this 1922-nucleotide messenger RNA. RefSeq names its product recA DNA recombination family protein (gene RECA2). Gene Ontology annotation, biological process: DNA repair. NCBI's taxonomy places the organism in Eukaryota, Viridiplantae, Streptophyta, Magnoliopsida, Lamiales, Pedaliaceae. Gene Ontology annotation, molecular function: ATP-dependent DNA damage sensor activity; single-stranded DNA binding; ATP binding. The record is from RefSeq and is a predicted model, not a curated record.
AGGAGCUCCAUAAAACGAGAAGUUGAAAAAGGAGGGAAAACCCCUCUCUAAACCCUAAAAUCCUUCUCCUCCCCUACAUACCCACACCGUCCCCCUCUCUUCCCCGCGUGUGAAAUACACAAACAAGUAUGGAUUCUGAAUUCAAGUUUGAUUGUUCUUGGUGCUGAGAAAUGUUGGCAUGGAAAUCCCUGGUUUUGAAGAGGGUUGCUGUUGAGUGGGGUGAAACUGUGUACUGUUGCGAAGAAGGGAUUUUUCGUUCUUCAUUUUUGUAUUCCUGACCCUCUUUUCCUUUUUCCAUUUGAGUCGGCAAUGGCACGGCUUCUUCGUAGCUCUUCUUGUUUGAGACGCUCUCUGUUUCCUCAGUUGCAGGAAUCUAGGAAGGGAGUACUGGAGACUUCUACUCAGCUGCGAGAUUUCUCCACAAAAGGUAGAAGGAAAUCAAAGUCAGACGCAAGUGAUUCUGGUGAAGAGAAUAUGUCCAAGAAAGAUUUGGCACUGAAGCUAGCUUUGGAUCAGAUAACAGCAUCAUUUGGAAAAGGAUCCAUUAUGUGGCUUGGUAGGUCAGUUGCUCCUAGGCAGACUCCAGUAGUAUCUACUGGAUCAUUUGCUUUGGAUAUUGCAUUGGGAAUAGGAGGACUUCCAAAGGGACGUGUGGUGGAGAUAUAUGGCCCAGAGGCUUCUGGUAAAACAACUCUUGCUUUGCAUGUGAUUGCUGAGGCACAAAAACAAGGAGGUUACUGUGUCUUUGUGGAUGCUGAGCAUGCUCUUGAUCCAGCUUUAGCUGAGGCGAUUGGAGUAAAUACUGAAAAUUUGCUUCUCUCACAACCAGAUUGUGGUGAGCAAGCUCUCAGUCUUGUGGAUACCCUAAUCCGGAGUGGUUCAGUUGAUGUGGUGGUUGUUGAUAGUGUAGCUGCUCUGGUCCCGAAAGGUGAACUUGAUGGUGAAAUGGGAGACGCACACAUGGCAAUGCAAGCAAGACUUAUGAGUCAGGCUCUUCGCAAAUUGAGUCACUCAUUAUCUCUAUCACAGACAAUCUUAAUUUUUACUAAUCAGGUGCGAUCCAAGCUAUCCACUUUUGGAGGAUUUGGCGGUCCCACUGAAGUUACUUGUGGUGGGAAUGCCCUGAAAUUUUAUGCUUCAGUGCGCCUCAAUAUUAAGAGAACAGGGCUGGUCAAAAAGGGAGAAGAGACUGUCGGAAGCCAAGUCGUUGUGAAGAUUGUAAAGAACAAGCACGCACCUCCAUUUAAAACUGCAGAAUUUGAGCUUGAGUUUGGUAGAGGGAUUUGUCGGGAGGCUGAGCUCAUAGACUUGGGAUGCAAACACAAGUUCAUCACAAAGGCUGGCGCAUACUUCUAUAUGGACAAUCAGAGCUUUCAAGGUAAGGAUGCUCUUAAACGAUUCCUGGCUGACAAUGUAAGUGCAAGAGACGGUCUCACGGAGAAGCUCAGACAGAAGCUUAUAGACGUUGAGCCAGAAAAUGAAAAGGAGUCUAUUAUUGGGGCUAUAGACAGAGAUACCAUUGAGGAGGUUGCUGCAUCUGACACGACUGAUGAAGAAGUCGUUACUGCCGCUGAGGCAUAAUACAAUGCAGUUACUUCCAUCAAGAAGACAUCGACAAACCAAAUUGAUGUGGAGUUCUCCAGCACAGUCUUGGUACCUAUUUGCACGCAGUUUUCUUCAAAUUAUGGCCUUGCUUGCAAAAUCCUUUUCCAGAUACAUGUGUCAGGUGAUGUAGAUCAAGAAAAUUGUGAUUCCAAAGAAGAGGUGGUUGCCCGAUUUUUCCUUAGUCAUGCGUUGGUGAUGUGUGUUGUUCAGCUGUAUUGUAUGUGUUAGAAGACAAACUCUGUAUAUUCAGAAAUGUUAAAUCUAUUAAGAAAGAUCAUCAAUGGUGAUUUAUGGGGAAAGCCACCUUUAUCUUCUAA